Ichthyophthirius multifiliis is the source of this 369-nucleotide messenger RNA. RefSeq lists its product as hypothetical. The record is from RefSeq and is a predicted model, not a curated record. The transcript has 2 exons. Lineage: Eukaryota; Ciliophora; Oligohymenophorea; Hymenostomatida.
AUGGAUAUAUUAGGAGGUGAAUAGUUAAAAAUGUAAUUUUCUUUUAGUUUAAAACACCCUUAAAUCACUUAAAUUAAUAAAUUUACAGUUAAAUCUAUAGGAACUACUCCUAAUUAUCGAUUUGCAUUAAUGGAACCUCCUUUACCUAAAAAUAAACCGAUUAAAAUUACUUUUAAAAAUAAAUAAGGAAAUGCUGGAGGUAAUAAUUGGAUUGCAAUAGGUGUUUGUCAUAAAAAUAUAAUUGUUGAGAAAAAUUAUGGAUUUAACUUUAAUGCAUUAGGACAUGGAGCUUAUUUGAUGUCCUCAAAUGCCGGAUCUUGGUCUACAAGGGAUGAAAUUGAAUAUGUUUAUGAUUAUAAAUAUUAAUGA